GCUUUUCAAGGCGAGAGGGCGGAAGCUUUGGGGGUUUUUAUUUUUGUGUGUGUGUGUGUUUGUGUCGUGGGGGGUGCUUUUAAAUUCAAGGCUUUUCCUCACGCGGUGAAACCAGAGCACGAGGUGAGGCCUGGGGCUUAUAAGAAUAACAGUAAAAUUUUAUUUAUAUCCCGCCCUCCCCAGCCGAAGCCGGGCUCAACAUCUUUAGCUUGCCCCAUUUCCAACGCCCCUCACAGCUAAAGCCGCCAUUUUACAGCUUCACUCUUCUCCCCCUUCUAAUACCUCCCCCCCCCCGCGGCGUGGGUGACGUCACGCGCACGUCCUCCCUCCCUCCCUCGUAUGCAAAUGAAGCCCGUGGUUGAAGCGGCGGCGUAGUUGCCCGGAUGUUGGAGGCUCCUCCCCUUUGCUGUCGACCGUUCGUGCUUCGGUUCCCCUGUCUCUCUCUCUCUCUCUCUCCCUCCCUAUCUCUAUCUUUCUCUCUCUCUCUCUCUCUCUUUCCUCCUCCUCCUCCCCCUCCCCUUCCGCGAGGCUGCGGGUCAGCGCGAGCCCACUGCGGCGAAACCGUCGUCGGCAACAACCACAGUAAUAAUAAUAAUAAAAAGGAGGGGCGGCGGCGGCGGCGGCGGCGGCGGCUCUUGAGGCAGCGCUUGCGAAGGGACCGAGCGGCGGAGGAGCGUGAGGGAAAAGAGGCGGAGGAGGAGGAGGAGGAAGGAGAAGAAGAGGAGGAGGAAGACGACGACGAGGAGAAGAAGAAGGCCGGCACUCGGCAGUGGAUUCGGCUGCGGGGAGGCUCUCGACAACCCGCCACCAUGGUAAGGACCUUCGCCGGCCGCCGCCCCCCGCCACCUGCAGGCCCUGAGGGGAUCCCGUUCUCAACCGACCGCGGAGGGGGGAGGGGAAGGGAGCGAAGGCGGCGGCGAGGAGCUCUUCCUCUCCCCCCCCCGCCCCCGCCGCGAAAGGAAGGAAAUGAAGCGCCCCCCCGCCCCCGCUUUCGGUGUGGUGUCCAUAUAUAUAUGAGAAGAGGCGCAAUCCGCUCUCUCGCUUCCUCCAUGUCAGGCCUUCUCUGAGACACCCCCCCCCUCUGGUAGAAGGCUUACCCGCCCCCUCACCCACCCGCCAGAAGCCCCCGUAUUUCCCCACUGGCUUAGCGACCUCCUUUCCGCAUCUCAUCGAGAGGCGCCUUCGGUGUCCCCCCUCAAAAAAAACACCCCGACACCGCACCCCAACCCCGCCCCGCAAAAGGAAAAACACGACACCCCCCCGCACGCAAAAAAACCAGGACCUCGUGUGUGUGUGUGUGUGUGUGUGUGUUUCUUUCCUAUCUCUCUCUCCCCCCCCCUUUACCAACAGUGGCUUUCCUGCUUUUCCGGUAGUUGCCUUCACCCAGCAGUGACCUCUCUUUCCCUGCAGUGCCCCACCCCUGGCAAAGAAUUCGUCUCCUCAAUAUGUGCUGUAUUACUUUAACCUCCCCCCCCCUCCCCACGCACGCACUUUUCACGCGUUAGUUUUCUCCCCUCCCCUCCUGCGAUUGCUUUCUUGAAAGCGCCCCUCUUUUCUGUUCCGAACUCCUCCUCAUCUCCCUGUAAAAGGAAAAAAUCCUGCAAAUUUUCUUCAUCCCACGCAGCUCCUCUUGCGUAUUCGCAUUGCUUGCUUCGCAGCAGCGGCACCCCCCCUCCUCCUCUGCAACCUUUUCUACCUUGUAUAGUUCGCUGUCACCUACUAGGCUCCCUUUCUUCUCUCUUCCCACCUCACAUGUGUGUAUAUGCCUGUAUGUAUGUAUGCUCACACAGCGAUAGGAAAUCUGGCACACGGCAUAACAUGAUCCUGCCUCUGUGCCCCGAAUAACAGCCACGGUUAUGGGUGCUUGGUGAAAACAGAUGGCGGGACUCUGUAUUUCACCCACAAGCAUGCUUUGAAGCAACUGGAAGAAUUUGCUUUUGUUUUAAGUGUGCGCGUGUGUGUCUCUUUUUAAUCAGCCCAACUGGUAGUGAAGAGGGUGGUUAAUGGGUAACUAGUUUCAGGUGGUUAGCUAUGCUAGUCCGUUGCAGCAAAAAUGGUUAUUGCAGCAUCUCGUAGAUUUACAUAUUUACUAUGGCAUAAGCUUUCAUGGACUAGGGGCCACUUCAUCAGAUGUGUAACGAAGGCUGCAAUCCUGUGCAUGUUUAGUUGGGGAUAAGUCCCAUAGAGCACAGUGAGACUUGCUUCUGAAUAAGAUUGCUUUAUAAAUCAAUAUUAAAUCAUCUUGACUAUGUGUAUAUUCAGCCUUAUGCUAUGCAUGCCUGCUUGUUAGUAUCACUGUGUUCCAUGGAAUUUACAGCCAGGUAAAUGUGCCUAGGAUUUUGCAUAGGAUCCUGCCUUUCUCAGUAGCUGUCUUAACUGUUUUGCCCUGUAGCAUUCACAGACUUCACAAUAUUCCUUUAUCCCAUUUUAAUUCCAUUACUCUGCCUGAACUUCCACAUAGUGAAAACUCCUGGAUUUGUGUUGUGCUGUAAUGAAAUAUGUUCAUAAUUUUUCAUUUCCUGGUCAGAUUUAUAUUAAUUUCUUCUUGCAGUUGCCUCUACCUGUCAUAUUCCUUUCCCUUUACUGUCCACAAGCAACCAUAGAGAAAGGUCAUUCUAAUUUCAUUUGAAGCCUUGAACCCAUUUCCAAAAUAAUUACUGUACUAAAGUGUCAUAUUAUUCAGUUGCCUUUCAAGCAUAACCUGCACAGCAAUUUUUAUUACACUUUUUAUGUAGCCUUCAUUAAUCUAGACCACACUUUACCUCAGUAUCCUCAUCAUAAUUGUCCCAACACCAUAAUUUCCUCGUAUACACCACCACAAAAAUAAUCCCCAUUCACUGAUCUUUCUCAGUGGUCCCUGAACUAUACAGAUAAACCCCCUCUUUACUAACCUUCUGCUAGGUGCUAAUAAACAGACAUGUUUUCACCAUUUAAUGCAUUAGCCACCCUUUCUUCACCAUAGGAAUGUGUCCUCCACUUGUACACAUCCUCUUUCUACAAAUUUUUAUUUUAUUUUUUAAAAUUGUGACUUAAAUUUGUUCAGGGGUCUUGUGCACCAAAACAUAAAGGCAGGAUUAAAAAAUUUAAUAUUUUUCUAGUGUGCUGGUUGGGGUUUUUUUGUGUUGUGUUUUUUUUGCUGUGGUACAGCAUUGUUUGAUCUUCAUAUUUGAACUGAGAUGCUACAGUGCACAUAGCCUUUGCACAAAGCAUGCCUGAUAAUAUGUAUUUCAGAUUCAUUAAGUAAUGUUAACUCCGGAAUAUAGGAGUUGAUACGUCCAUGACCAUUCAGGUUUCAGUGGAUAAGGAAGAUGAGGUAGAAAGGAACUGCCUACCUAAAAAUCAUGGCGAUCAAAAUUUGCUGUUCACUGCUAUAAAAUUAAUCUAGUAAUACUACUGAUGUAGUAUUUUAUGUCAACACUAGGGGUGUCUCCUGCUUGCUGCUAGUGCCAAGAAUCAACGCCCUUUUCUACAAACAUUUGUUAGCUUAAAUUAUCUAUUGCCUUUUCUUUUGUAACAAAAUAUGUUUUUUGGGGGGGGGUAGACUUGGAAAAGGUUUAUGCCAUAGCUUGAUUUUUGUAAUAUGUCAGUUGCUUAAAAUCUUUCUUAUUUGUAGCUUGUGUGUACUAUAUCUUCCAGGCUGAAAUGGUUGUAUAUUGUGAAUUAGAAAUGUGUGUCAGAAAAACACAGUAUUAAGGUGAACUGUUUUAAAAAGUGACUUAAAAUGUGAGCCAUUUGUUGAGCAUAAUUCAAAAUAGUUGCAAGCUACAUUCUUUAACAAGGUUCAGCAGCAUGUAUUGUUUUUUAUUACCUAAACAAACAAGCAAAAAAACCCCCAAGGCUUCAAUCCUAAAUAUGUAUGCUUGAAAGUGUUUGCAAUAAGUGAUUUCAACUAAGUUGUACGCAUAAUAGAUCCAUUGACAUCAAUAGACAAGUUACUUAAAUACAUUGAUUUCAGUAGGUCUACUUUGAGUAUGGCUAAUUUUGGAUACCAUCCAAUUAAAGUUAAUCAGAUUUUGUUGUUAGUAAACCUGGUUUGGAUAGGUUGUUAAAAAGAACUACUUAAGAAUAAAUAGUUUUGAGGGGUUUCAUUAUAACAAUUUGCAUUUCACGUUCAAGUAAACUCAGAGCGGUUCAUAAUCGUUUUAAGAAUAUUCUGGUGUGCAGAUUUUAUGAAAUCUGUAUCAUUAUGUUACAGGAUUGUUUUGGAAUGUUAAUUGCUAUUCAUAUUUAGCUAAGUUUCAGGUAUUUCUAUGCAAGUGGUGAUAAAUCUGGUUAAGAGAUGAAUAGAUGAAGCCUUUAGUUUUCAUAGGGUCUACCAGAAGAAUUCCACUUUUAAAUCCCGAUUGUUGCCUGUUAGAUUAUUCAAGCAUAUGCGUCUUAAUCCAGGGAUUAAGCACACCCAGGAGUUGUGCAUGCCCAACAGGUUUUUGGUCUUAAAACAGCAGACUUCCUUGCCCUAUCGCAAACUUAUUUUUUGAAAUAAAUUGUCCCUAAUAGAGUAGUACAAAGCAGCCUGGUCACACAGAAGUGGCAUUGUGGUUCCCUUGAUUGUCACAACUAUCACUACUCCACCUGCAGGCCUGGCAAACCAUUUAAAAAGGAUUCCAUGGGCAGUUGAUGGACAUGCUUAUUAUUUGAGAAGUGCUGCACUACAUUCAUACAUAAUUUUAUUUGUAUGCUGACUUUUCAGAGUUGAAACCUGCUCAAGGCAGUUUACAACAUGUAAAAAUUACAUAAUUGCAAACAUAAAAAGAAGUAAUAAUAAGCAAUAAAUAAAACAGCAAAAAGUACACAACCAAACUGAACAAUUUUCACCUAAAUCAUAAGAACAAAAAUAAGGACCCCAAAAUUAUUACCAAUAGAAUUCUCUAAGUAAUAUCCCAGCCCAAGAGUCUGUUUAGCAGCCUCAGCUUCUGCAGCUAGAGUGAGGUGGAAAAAGACCUACAAGGCAGGGAGCAGGUCUUCAGAUCUCACAGCCAUGAUGAUACAAAACUUAUAAAACAUCAUCUUUAUAUAUUUUGUAGGCAUAUAUACUGUACACUUUGGGCCUCUAUACACUUUUGCUGCAUUCAUUUUUUAUUUGUAGAGAAAAUGUGCAUUUAUUAUGCAAUCUUCUCUUGUUAAGUUUCUGUUGCUAGGAUACCAUAUGUUACCAUCGUUCAGGUUGCAAUAUUUUGUAUUUCGCCAAACUUUUGACUGAGAUUAAAAUCUGUGACCAAGAUUAUGACUCCCAUAUUUAUGUGCUGGAUGUGGAGGGGAUUCUCUCCAAGGACUGUGAACAAGAACAUCUCCCUGCAGAGGACUUGUCUCGACAGACAUUUCCCAGCCUGAGCCUCACCAAAAUGUCCCCGGGACCAAGAUGAGAGUGACUCUGUGGCCCACAACACAUUGCUCAGGAUGGACAGUCAGGCCCACAAGAUGGCUGCUGAAUUUAUUGAAACUGACACUGACUUCCUCAGGCCUCGCCAAAGCUUGGACUUGGCUGAGAACAAGGGACUCCAUCUUCCUUCUGGAAGGUGGAGAGGAGGCACAGUCAAUCCUGUGCAAUGCUUUCCCUACAGGUCAAUCAAAAUCCCUCUUCUGUAGUAGCCUCUGUAGUAUAAUCAGUUCAUCCUCAGUAUUUGAGAUUGUGGCCUGAGUCCACCUUUGAAGAGAGCAUUGACUAUAAACCCUUGACCAGAGCAGAGUUUAGAAGUAAUGUAAUACCUAUUAAAUAAGGCUUAGUCCUUGAUAGUACUAAAUAGCCUCACAGUUCAUGGUUUGGGGGAGGAGAGUCUGAAACCCUGGAAAACCACUACUGCCAGUCAGAGUGGACAAUAAUGAGCUAGAUCAAUCAAGAGUGAGUCAUAAGACAGCUUUUUGUGCUUCUCCUUGAUAGCAAACUUUGCUAGUGCAUUGUGUGGCUGGAGUGUUGCCUUCUGGAUCUUUUAUGUGAUGUCACCAACGAUGAGGGACAAGCUCUUCCCUUGUUCCCCUUCUCAGGAGCUUUCGAAUUCCAUCUUUUAAUCAAGCAAGCAAUACUCAAGAGACUAUGUACUGUAUUGCUUCAUUUCAGUAUGGAUAAUUUUAAGUACCUAACUUUUAGAGCAAGCAUCCUGGAGAGGGAAGUGAUGGAGAUAAUGUGCUGUGAAGUUACUGCAGGCACACAUCCACACCCUGGCCCUGCAAUACAGAGAUGUUUUUGGAGAAGAAAAGAAAAAUACUGAAGGAGAUUGUGAACUUCCCCAUUUGGAUUAACGACAGUUUAGUGUUGCAUCUGACCCUAAACUACUGUAUUUGUUCUUGUAUAAGACAAUGUUUUUUGCUAAAAAAAUUUAUCAAAAAUUCAGGGUUGUCUCAUACAUGGAUGGUGAAUGCACAGGUGUUUUCUUUUUCUUUUUUUUAAAAAAACUACUUACCUUCCCAUGGCUGCUGUGAACAAGCUGCUGGGACCACCAUCCCUUUCACUUACCACUUCCGCCAACCAGGCGCUGGCGGGGGUUGCUAAGCUGGUGCUGGUGAUUUGAAUAUUUAAUAAAAUAUCAGAGUUGUUCUGUUUGAUAUUUAGAAUACUGAUUUCUUAAUUUGGGGUUCAAAAAAAUAGAGGUCACCUUAUACGCGUGGGCAUCAUACACAUAAAAAUAUGGUAGCUAAUGUUGAUUGUAGUUAGUCAAAACCAGCCAGCUUUGUAAAUUGUGGUUUGUUUUUCCUACCCAGCGUUAAGCAUUAUUUGCAGUUUAUCCUUAUUCAAACAUCAUCAUCAUCAUCAUCAUAAAUAACAAUAGUAAAUAAUAAACAACAAAUUUAUUUAUACCCCACCUUUUCCCCUGAUGGGACUCAAGGCGGCUUACUGGUUAAAGCAAAAACUGCUUAAAACAUAGCAAAAUCAAUAAUAAAAAUGCAAUUAAACAAAAUCAUUAAAAUACAAUUAAGCAUCACAACAAUUUGAGGUUAGUAAAAAUGAAAGCAAACAAUUCAGAGCUCCUCAUGGCUGCACCAGAGGAGAAAAAAAAACUGUGCAAGAGCCGGAGUCCUACUGCAGUUUGUCCUCAUUUACCCUGAAGCACCACAUUAGUCCAUGUGUGCAAUUAAGCACAAAAUAUGUGUAAAGUAAAACCUUGCACAAAUUUACUGGCAUAUGCCAGUUGUCAGCUUAUUUAGCCCCCCCCCAUGUUAUUACUUCAUAUUUUAAUCAAUAUAUUUCAAAUCAAGAACCUUCCAAUAAAUAUUAAUUGAACAGCUGUAAGGGCAGUUCAAAUACCUUUAGAUAAAGAAAUACAGUGGUACCUCGGGUUACAUAUGCUUCAGGUUACAGACUCUGCUAACCCAGAAAUAAUACCUCGGGUUAACUUUGCUUCAGGAUGAGAACAGAAAUUGUGUGGCGGCAGCGCAGCAGCAGCGGGAAGCCCCAUUAGCUAAAGUGGUGCUUCAGGUUAAGAACAGCUUCAGGUUAAGAACGGACCUCCAGAACGAAUUAAGUAUGUAACCAGAGGUACCACUGUAAUUAAGAACAGGAGAAUAAGCUGUAUCUUUCAUAGUGUUUCCUAUGGCCCAUCAUUUUGAAUUUCAGUUUAUCAGUAAACGUUAAAAACCUCAAAGACGCAUAUCUUUUAGGAUGUGAGCAAAGUGGGAUUAGUGUUUCUAAGCUGAGUUGUUGUUUGGAUCACAUGUACAUGCAUAAAUAACUUUAAUAGGGGUAUAUGUUCAGUUACGUCCAUUGUUGGCAGAUUUGCAAAUAAGUAAUCAGUACUGACCAGCUUUUGAAAUUCCUCCAUUUCAAGUAUGCCAUGAGGCAUCGUGGAUUGAAUUAAAUCAAGGCAAUUUAAAUCAACAGGGGGGAAAUGCCAAUUUAAAUAAGUGAUUUUAAUCAUGUUUCCUGUUGAUUACUUCAUAUAUUUCCUAAGCAGCGGUGCAAAUUGAAUAUUAAGCCAUACUAAUUUACAGUUAAAUAGGGUAUUACUUAUAUUGUUUCUUUCACCACAGUCUUGCGUGUCACACUAUAUAUAUUUUGCAGGUUUUCCUUUUCCUUUUUUUUUUUUUUACAAUAGAAGGAAUAGGCAGAAACUAGUGUGUGUAUAGACUUCUGUUUGCACAACCGGAAUUCACUUCUUCUCCUGCACAGCCCCAAAAUCUGUUAGAGUAGAUGUUUAGGGUUUGCAGAGGACUGUAGGAGAGAUGGGGGGACUGCAAAGUUCCAUUGCGCAAACAGAAGUCUGUUAAGCUCACUUGUAGACAGUGUUGUAUGCAACCCAGUGUCUUUAAUAUAUUUAUUUUAUAAAACUUUCUUAACACGAAUAGCCUUGACAGUUUGAAAGAUGGAAAGUAUGGGAAUAUAGGAACCUGAAUCCUGGAGGAUGUUACCUUCUUUUCAAUAUUUUUCAUUUCUGCUUCACUUUGCCUUAGCGUAGCCUCAUAAAAAGAAGGUGGUAAACAAGAGAUAAAAUGCCCAUGACUGAUAGUUCUUUGGCAGACAGGCUGAUUUCAUCAGGUGGAAAUGAAAUUCUUACGUUUAGUAAGUACGAGCAUAAAUAUUCAUAUCUGAGAAAUUGACAGACUGAUUCAGCUUUUGCACACAAAAGCUUUCUGUGUAAGAGGCUAACAUGCUUUUAUAGAUAUGAUUUGAUAAUUAAACAAAUUAUUAUUUAAGAUAAACUUGGUAUUUAUUUUUUAUAAACUGAUUUUUUAUAUAGAGAAAGUCUUGCUUCUUGUUCAGUUUGUUUUGACACAACAAGGGGAUUUCUGGACAGGCAAAAGAAACCUAAAAUCCAUUUGGACUCUUGGAAGUAGUUUCAUGCUUUUUUGGACCGGAUCUGUGUUCUAUACUCUGUGUAUAACUUUUUACUAAUAGUCAGCAGUAGUAAUUGUAUAUAUGAACAAGCUGUUAUUGUUCCUUAAUUCUGACUGCAUGUGAUUAUUCAUAAAUCUUAUCCAAAGUCAUUUUUGACAGUUUUUAUAAUACUAGAGGUUUACUACUAGUGACACUUAGGUUUGGUGGGAAAUAAAUGCUCAAUAAAGUUCCCUAGUUAGUCAGUGGGCAUCAAUUUUAACUGCUAUGGCUUCAUGGAAUACUGUUUCAUGAACAAAGGGCAUAAUAGGUGUGUAGCAAGUUAUCACUAGUAAUCUCUCUGGUUUUUCCAAGGUCUGGUUAACUAGUGACCAGAUUUUGCUUCCUUUCUUCUCCCUUCUAUAUGAUUUAGGUUUUCUUAAUUGUCUGCUGAAGUGUAAAGGUAAAGGGACCCCUGACCAUUAGGUCCAGUCACGGACAACUCUGGGGUUGCGGCGCUCAUCUCGCUUUAUUGGCCGAGGGAGCCGGCGUACAGCUUCUAGUCAUGUGGCCAGCAUUACUAAGCCGCUUCUGGCAAACCAGAGCAGCGCACGGAAACGCCGUUUACCUUCCCGCCAGAGCAGUACCUAUCUAUCUACUUGCACUUUGACGUGCUUUCGAACUGCUAGGUUGGCAGGGCUGAAGUGUAUACUGUACUGCUAAAUAGGUCCAUUUCUGCGCUGUACCUUUUCUUUUGGCAUGCUGUUAUCUGGAUAGUGCACCUGAGUUGGAUAGCUCUUGUGGAACAAAGAUGACAUUUGGAUGAUUCCGAUUUAUAAGCAAAUAUUUGUGCUCAUUGCUUCCAAUUUAAUAUUAGAGGCAGAACAUUAGUAGCAAACCUACUACUUUAUAGCAGUGUUAGUGGUCCCCGAUUUACCUACAUGAUCAUAUAUAUAUAUAUAUAUAUAUAUAUAUAUAUAUAUAUACACACAGAAGAUUUUUUUUAAAAAAUAGCCAUUCCCCCCACAUGUCAUCCAAAGCAAUUUUAAUAAUGAACAAGUACUACAGAUCCUGAAGAGAAAAUACUGUUGCUACAUAGCUUUAGUCUUUUGACUGGAAAUGCUUGGAAUCUAUACUCCUCUUUAUAGAAAAUUAUAAAUUCUGCUUAUGGCUGUGGUUUUGAAAGGGCACUUAUUUCUCAUCAAGUAUUAAGUUAACAGUAUAAGAGUUGAAAAUGCUAGUGUUCCUGUCCUUUUUUUAUAAUGUGACUGUUUUGCCUUAAAAGGUUUCAUAUAUUGGUAAUCAACUUUUCAUAAUGCCUUUGCCCUGGAGAUUGUUUUGUGUUUGUCUUAAUUCCAGUUAAGAUAAACCAAAGUUGGCCUUGGAUUUUGGUUUCCAUUUUCUAUGCUAUCAACUUUAAAAUUUAGGUGAAGUGCUUCUUUGUUAUUUGAUAAUAAGGAAUCAAACUUGCGCUGAUCUGUUGCAAAUCAUCUGGUGACCUUCAGAUAGAUUCCAACCCCACUUCUGCCCACUCCUCCUUUUGAAGAUGAAUUGAGCUAUGGCAAUAUCACAGUCCAAGCUGGUUUUUUAAUAAUGCUACUGUUUAAAUGUCUGUAGAGAGGGUUAAGGCAUUUUCCUCUCUCUUAACCACUAAGCAAAUGAAAUAUUCCAGGUGUGUCUGCUGUAUAAAAGUGGAGUUAUUAUAUAUUCUUUUAGAGUUCAUGGAUAGGACCCAAAAUUAUGCUGCAGGCAAUGAAGGGUUGUUGUUGUUUCUUUAGUUUAGUACAAGUAUUUUCUUUAAUUGCUUGAUUUCCAACAUACUAGUAUGCAUCUGUGUUUUGUACUUUUUGAUGUAACAUCUGAAAAGGUAAGAUAUGCUUCUCUCUGCUAUAAUAUGUGUGGACCUGACAUGUUUUGGAUCAAAUCCUUAUCAUUCUCAUGAAAAGCAAGGGAUAUUUUAGGGAAUAAAUCUCAUUUCAAGUGACUGGAGUAUAUUCCUUUCGUCUAAGAGUCAGGCUGAAUUUGUAUCUUUAAAGAGAAAUUAGCAUAUGUAUUUUUUAUACAAACUUGUGUCAUGCAGCUGUGCUGAUGCCUCACAAUGCCCCUGCUACUGACACACACCACUUAGCAUUCUGUGUCUCAGCUGAUUGUGGCUAUCUCCCAUUUCCUCUGAAUGCUACAAGAUCUGUAUUUCUGUUACUCUGAACCAUAAAACUUAAUAGACUCUCACAGCCUGCCUGACCUCUGGUUCCUUUUAGACCAAAGAAGAGAAUCUCUGGCUCUGCUGGUGGUGUUGGACUACAUGUUCUAUUACUCCUCUUCAGCAGCCCUUCUGGCUGCAGCUAUUGAGCGUUGAGGUUCUGAUAAUAUCUGGAAGACCACAGAUUUCUUAACUCCUAAUUUAGACCCCCAACCCACUUGGUGAAAGUGAGAUCUGACCAUAGAAAACUAUGGAGAAAUCCAGGAAUUUAGUGUAGUUAUGAGAGGACAGCAGAGUCUUCCCACCCCACAUUACCAUACAGAAAGUAGCAGCAAACACAGACUGUCUCUGGCUUUCACUGUGAACCUGACAGUUCCCCCACUAGACUAUUGGAUAAGUUGUUUUCUUAACUCUAGUCCCUCAGCCUUGGAAACUUGCAGAUGAUUGCUGCACUGUUUUGGAGAAACUCAAACAUUAUCUGUCUUUUUAAUUUUCCAUUCUGAUAGGCAUUCAGUCACCCAAGUCUGCUACUAGAGCAGUGGUAGGGAACCUCUGGCCUGCAGGUUUAAUUUUGUCAGGCAGUGGUCCUAAUUUGGCCUGUGAGGCUGUUUCCCCCAAAUCUCACCAUUUGCCCCACACCUUACAUGAUACACUUCCAGUUGGUCCUUGGCAAGUUAGAAUUGCAAUGCAUUUCCAAUUGUUGGAAUUCUUGUAAGUGCCAGCUAGCUGCCGAUGGAUCAAUCUGUUCCCUGCCACUGAUGCCCCUACCAGAUUUAUUGUCUAUGCUCAUGCAGCAACAAAUCCAAAAGCACAAUACUGUUAUAAAUUCCCAUGGCACCUUAGCCACUAUGUAUCAAUAAUAAUGAUGUUCCUAAUGAUGUUACCUAUGUAUGAAAGCUGCCAAUCAAUACAUGGCCUAUUGAUUAUUUGCUCAUAGCGUUGUUGGAGCUACUUAGAUCUGGACAAAUCUGUGGGAAGGGUUUGGCUGAACACCUAUAAUGGUAAUUUGAGAUGCUUCACAGCUGUUUUGAACUAGCAUGCACACAGAUAUGUUGCAGCAUUCUCAGUGGGCACAGAAUACAGUGGUGCCCCGCAAGACGAAUACCUCGCAAGACGGAAAACCCGCUAGACGAAAGGGUUUUCCGUUUUUGAGUUGCUUCGCAGGAUGAAUUUCCCUAUGGGCUUGCUUCGCAAGACGAAAAUGUCUUGCGAGUCUUGAGAUUUUUUUUCGCUCCCCCCCCCCUUUUUCUAAGCCGCUAAGCCGCUAAUAGCCUUUUAGCAGCUAAGCCGAUAAGCCUUUAAUAGCCGCUAAACUGCUAAUAGCGCUAAUCCGCUAAGCCGCUAAUAGGGUUGCUUCGCAAGACGAAAAAACCGCUAGACGAAGACACUCGCGGAACGGAUUAAUUUCGUCUUGCGAGGCACCACUGUACUGGCUAUUGUGGUCAAGGGGAAGAGGAAUGGAGUGAAGCAAUUUAAACCCUAAACAGAAGCACUCUACACUGCAACAUUUUGUUACAGGGCCCUACUUGUUUUUGUCUAUUUAGACUACUAAUGGACAGAGUUGGUUUUGGAAGAAAUCACCUUGUAUGGUUACAUUUCAAAGUGUCGUGCAGCUUAGUAUUUUUUCCUCCAUUUCUGCAACCUUCCACAAUUCAGGCAAUCAUUUUGUUAAAUACAUUUUAACUUUGGAAUUUAUUUAUUCCUGAAGGAAACAGAUUGGGUCUCUGGGUUCCCUUCCAUUCAUAUAACUAGUCCUUCAGUGAAAGGAAGAGCGUGUGAUCCAAUGGAAGCUUCCACUUAGAUGAAAAUUGGCUCCUCCAUUCUAUAUCAUACUACCUUUUUAAUCUGUGACACUAUCUCACAUGCUGUCCCUAUGAGUCCCCCAAACGUUGGGAGCAGAUUUUUUGAGGAUUCAAGUUGCUACAUGGGAGGGGAAAUAUGUGAAAAUUGCUUUUCUUCUGGUUAUGUGUUUGAAGCGCCCUUUCUGUUGCUGUGGAUGGAAAUUAUUCCUACCUUUGAAGAGCUUCUUAAGUUUCACCUGACUAUGUUGUGUAUAUUGAGUGUUCCUGCCUCUCUGGUGCUUCUCUUCUGGUCACGUGAUCUUUUAAGGCAGUUGUUGUCCACAGUAGGCAUGCAUAUAGCUGCUGGUGGCAAGCUCUGAAAUAGGCAUGCAUAUUGAAAAGUGCAGCACUCUUAAGAAAACUGAGCUACAUAUUUGCCAGCAAUUGUAGCAGAUUUCAGAACUGAGUGGGAUUAAGGCAGGCUCAAUUUGUAAAAGAGGGUCUUUCUGUUUGCAUUAAUAUUGAUGGUCAUUUCUCCAAUGCAAAGAAUUAAUUUUAAAUAGAGACUGAUUUAGAAAACAAUGAUGUCAUUCUAUCCCUGUUCUAAGGGGCAUGACUUUAUAAUAUUUCUAAAAAUGCACAGGCUGGUCAUUACUGCUCUAUGGUGAAGAAAAGCUACUCUGUCGUGCUUAGAGGCACAUAUCUUUUAUGGCUAAGUUUUGACUCUAAAUACAGGAUUUGGAACUGAGCCCUCCAACCUUCUAGUUAUUAUGUGAAUGACUAUGAGUAAUUAUUUCAAAAUAAUCACAUUAACUAGCACAGGGCAACUACUUCCAUUAUAAGCAAGUGUUUAAGUCAUGGAGUAGUAUUUCUAAAGGUCUAGUAAAUUGUGACAUGUUUGCUAGCCUACAUGGAAAGGUAACUGUGAUCUGAUGAAGUAUCCCUUAAGAAAGCUCAUGCCACAGUAAAUUAUUAGUUAGUCAAUAUAAUGGAAGGCUGGGUUUUUAAAUCAAAGUAGUGGCGAAUGGAAAACUGAUCUGUAUAAAAGGUUGGGGGAAAGACACUUUCUAAAUGAACACAUGGCUCAUAUUUUAUAUAGAGGAAAAGAAGUGUAAAAUCUCUAUUAUGUUACAUCUGCAGCAGCAACGCCAGGCAGGUCCAACACCAGUACCAGGCAGGUCCGGCACCAGCAAGCAGCCGCACCAUUCUUCUGUGAGUUUAAUAGAAUCAGAAGUAGCAUAUUCCUUUUAAUUUACUACUAUCAUGUUUGUCCUUUCAACAGUCCUAUGAGGAGGUAGACUACUAUUAUUUCCAUUUAUAGGGAGUCUGUAGCUGAGAUGCGACUUUAUCUUCUAGAUUAAAGUCAAGGUCUCUGUUCAUUGACUCUCAAGUUAGACCAACCUGAAUAAAACUGGAAUGAGGAAUUAAUACCAAACUGAAGUAUACUUGAAGAGGAAAAUAGAUGUUGAGUGUGGAUUUUUUCAUACGGAACUGAAUUUUAAAGCUGAGCAGGUUCGAGGCUACAGACCAUGCUCACGGAGUGAAGUAACCUCAGAUAUGACAUAAUUUCAUUAGCUUUUUCAUGUUUUUGAAGUAUGAAUAGGUCUAUUUCGGUCUUGCAUUUAUGUCUUAACUGUUUAAAACUGAUCAUUAUGAAAGACAAAAAAUCAGGAAAUUUUAGCUGCUAAGAGUACAGGGUAAUGUUUAGAUGGGAGCAAAGUUCAAAAAUCUAGAAAAGCACAACUCCAAAAGUGUAGUUAACUUACUUUAUAUUUGAUGCAGGAGCACUGAUCCAGGAAUUCCAAGCCUUAGCCACAUUUUAAUAGAUUCAAAACUGAAGAACCUAACAAGACAUCACAUACAUUAGAGUUUUCAGUGGGAGUUAAAAAUAAUACAUGAUCCUUUUGCAUCAAAGCAAAUGCAUUUUGUACCUUAAAGCCUUUUUUAUUUUUGUAGAGCAAUAUUCUGCCAAAUUUUAUGUAAAUGUUUGGAGUUUAAAUGUACUUUUUCUUGCCCUUCAGUGGCAGAAGACACUUGGUGUUAUGGAUAUCUUUUGUUACUACCCUUUAGUAUCUGUUUUAUUUAUUUGUUAAAUUUCUAACCUACCCUUCCUCCCAAAGGAGCCUAGGGCAGCAAUUUUCCUUGAUUUCACAGUUUGGGCUAGCUUUAUAAGCACUAUUGUUUUAGUUUUUAAGUCUGUAAGUAAUACUAAAUUAAUUAAAUACAUGUCUAUAGUUAGUUAUAUGUUACUUGCCUUCUGACGGCUUACAGAAGAGCAGCAGCUCAUUGCAAUUUCUGUACUAGGCACACUAGGCACAGGGGAGGAAUGAAGUGCUUCAUGCCUUCUCCACCAGCCUGUUCAUUUGUCAUGCACUUGCCUGUGGUUGUCAGGAUAGUGCCUAAAUACAAGGCUGUUUCAAAAACACUUAGGUAAAUUAACAUAAUUUAUCAGUAUUUCUAUCCGAUUUCUUUUAAAAAAAUCGUGGAGUGUGGACCUCCAGCUUGAGCUCAUUUCUCUUUAAUUCGGUGUACCGGGCUCAUUAUGUUACUUACUUUUCUUUAAGAAACAUCAGAGCAGCUUAUAUCCAACAGUGUUCCAUCCAGGCACUUUAUGUCACACUAGCUAACUGUUCAGUUUUGUUCAACAAAAAUAAAGAUGAAUAGGAGAGUGGUAGGUUUGUCCUGCUUACAGAGGUUUCUAGGUGGGCUUCAGGGAAGAUUCUAGCAGUGUUUGAAAUUAACAAGGCGCCAGGUGCAUUUUGCACCUGACUAUUGGCCACUUGCAACCAAGUGAAGAUGCCUGGGCAUGGCACCUGACAUCUCCGUCAUCUGGAGAGUCAUGCCUGGGGAUCAUUGGAUCUUGACACACACUGAUACCCCAUCCUGUAGAAUUCUAUCAGUUAUAUUUUACAUGCACAAUCAGAAUGAAUUUCAGGAACCAAAAUGCAUUUUUCUGUGCAGCCUGAGUAGGAGCAGUGAAAAAUGUUGUAGUUGAUUGUUGUAGUUUGCCUUCACUUACCCCACCCCACUGCCCUGCUCACAGUUGUGAAGAAUAUUCCUAUGUUAUGAAUGGUCACCAUUAAGAAAAAGAGGUAGGAAUAGGUCAAUAUAUAUAUGUGGACUGUCCCUGGAUCAAGAGACUUUUCUUUUUUAAGUUCUCAAAGUUCUUAAUCUAGCUGAAGGUUGUCAGAUGUUUUAACUGUUAACUAGCCAAAUGUUUAACUGAUAAUCACAAUCAGGCCCAUCAGUUGAAAAAUAAGACUUUAGAGCCAUCUUGCCCCCCAAUGGCAAGUAUACAUUCUGUUUUGGCGACUGCAACCUUAGUUUAAGAAGCCAUUUGGCGCCUGUCUUAUAUAUGAGUUUCUAACACUGGUUUCUAGGCUUUGUUGGAACCGCCAUAUCCCAUAGCUCUACCACACAUUUAUUUAAUCACAUUACACCCUACCAUUCCUCCAAGGAGCUUAUAUUAGCAAACGUGUGGUUAUCCUAUAUUCCCCUCAAAAUCUGUUUGAGGUAGGUUAUCUGAAAGAGAAUAGCCUGGUUUGCAUACAACACUCAGUGCAGUCCUAACCAUGUCUACUCAAAGUAGGUCCCAUUGAAUUCAACGGAGCUUACUCUCAAGUAAGUGGAGUUAGGAUUGCAGUUUAAGUAAAGGUUUAUUAAGCUACUGUAUGUUUAAUCAUUUGAUUUUUUUUCCUAGUGGCUUAACUAGGUUUGUUUACUGUCAAAAAACAAACUCACUGUUUGUUGAUUUAAAAACCUUGGUUAAUUUUAACUGUUGCUUGGCAUUAUGUGCAAAACACUGUUCCUUUCUUAAGUGUAGAUUGUUUGGCCACCCAUCCUGGAUGCUCAUUAAGUCACAAAGGCACAAGGCUAGACAACCUGGAAGACAAUAACAAAAAACAUGCACGAAGCAAGCUGCUGAAGCAAGCUGCAGUUUCUUUGGUCAUCUAUGAGUUAACUUGUGGUUAACCAUGGCUUAGUGUUGCAUGAACAAGUCCACCUAUUGUUUUCUGAUUUAGAACCAUGAGAUAGUUUUGAUGCAAGUACAUCUUAUUCCUUUGCUAAGCAGAGCACUCUUGAAAAUUGAAAAUUUAUGGGUAGAUUGAAGAAAGCAGAGAAGGCUUUUUCUCCUUUUUAAUUCUGAUUUUGUUUUAUGGGGUAAAAACCACUUCACAGCCUGAAAUGUAUUAUAAAAAGCAUGUAUGUGGUGAUGGUUGUAUACAUGCUUAUUCACACAGGUUUGGAAGAAUAUACUUUUGGAGGGACAGUGCACUCACCUUUCCCCAGAAAAUAUGGAGAGUGCUAGGAUAGACAGUUAUUAUUAGGAUUGUAUUGUUGGUUUUUCAGUGCUAGUAGAACUACAGACUCAGUAAAAAGAACUCCUACUAGGUUUUGGGAGGGGAGACGUUAGCACUUGCAUAGUACCACAGGAGAGGGUUCUGGUGUGCACUGGCAGAGGAAGAGGGGUGCGGCGGGAGUGCACUGCCCCACGGCAGCGUGAUCCCGGUGGGGUGCCAUCAUGGUUGCCCCCUGCCUACGCUGGGCGUCAUGCCCCUGCAGGCAGUGCACCCCCGGGAUGCGCGCCAGCCAUGCCCCCGCCUGCUCUCCGCCGCCCCCCCCCCCGGUGCCAGAGCAUGAUGCUCCGCCACUGCUGGUGUGUUUGCAAUCAUGGUGGCUAAACCCCUAGAGGUGUGUGAUCCUAGUGGGCUUGGGGGGGUGGAGAUCCACAUUCUGUCAGAAGAAAUCACUGUCUCCAACCCCUCAGAUAUGCCUGCCCAAGCAUUGCAGGCCAAGGAGCUGCCUCUGGUACCUCCCCUGGUUGCACAAGAGCCAUCUCCUGAGGAGGUAGCUGGGAGUCUCAGAUGCUGAGCUGGUCCUUACCCCUUAUCCAUUUCCUAGAACACAGAAUCUCUGGCAUGUUCAAACCUAACCCAGUAGAAGGACUGCUUGUCCAGUCUAGGAACUCACCUGUUUGCUGUGCUUGCACCACUCUUCAAAGGGGAUGUGUAGCUUGUUGGUUCAACAUCUUAGCUCAUGCUUAGCCAUGCCUUUUGGCUCUCUUAUACCCACUGACUCCUGUAACCUGUGACUUGCCUUAUGUACCAGUCUGGUCUGAAAAGAAAAACCUUCAGCAAAACUGGAGUUGUGAGUUCCAGUUCUUUUUCAGUCAGGGGGAGCUCGGACACUCUGUUAUCCUGAUGCUGUGGUUUUAGGCAUACUGUGCUACACAUAGUUGAUCAGAGAAGUGAAGCAUUGCCCAUAUGGGUCUGGUCAAAGUUAACCAUGUGAGAAAAGCUUGUUGAAUAUUAGGGUUUUCACCCAUGUUACUGAACUUGGCUCAACUCAAAAAGGGUACAUUCUUAAUGCUAAUAUAUGAAUUGGUUCCUCUUACCUUUGUCGCCCAGUGAUGAGAGAAAGCCCAGGUAAGCAACUCCAUUUUAAAUAUAGGAGCAUGCUGAAAGCACGCUUUCUGGCUUCCUUUUCUGACAUAAUCACUUUCUUGUCCAAAGGCUGCAGUAAGUGGCAGCUUUGUGGCAGCCUUCAUUUUCUGUUACCAGAGCCUGCUAUUAGAAUAUUUAUCAAUCUUGCUUAGUGCAAAAGAUGGUGUCUGUAAGCUCAUGUUUUGGGGGAAGAGCAUUGUUGUAGGUGAAAUCAGCUUAACUAGGUAUUCAGCUAGUCACAUGGUGAAUUUGGAGGAUUUGUUAGGAUAAAAAAAGUUAGUAAGCAUCUUAUACACAAGAAAUUAUAAUACAAUGAAAAACAUUAUUCAUUUUGAAUUUUUGUACCUUUACUAUUGCUAUUUAUUUUUAUUGUUAAUGUUCAACUUGGUUUGUGUAAAAAACAAAUAAAAUGUAAAAAACAACAACCCACAACUAUACAUCUGUGAUUCAGUAUGGGGUAAACCAAACCUGAUUCUGGAAUUUAGUCAGGUAAGUUAUCUUUUACUUUCACUUUACCAGUGUGUUGGUUUACAGAGUAGCGUAAGCAAAAAAAAGACAGAUUCCUGCUCUUAGGCUCUUGCAAUAGUAAAUUAGGAGGGAAAGAAGCACAAUCCUAUGUUCUAUCUCUUCCACCCUCCUUGAGCCAAAAUUCCUGGCAGUAGCCACUGAAUUAAGUGUAGUUUGUACUUAACUAAUGACAAUAAAAGCAGGAGUUGCAUUAGGUGGCCCAAAGUACUACAUGGCAGGAACAGGGGUUCAGUGCUUCCUUUAAAAUAGCUGCUAGUUGGUUUGAGCUAAUCCUAGACAAAAAUGAGCCACAUACACAGUAUGUCAUAAGAGGAUUGUAAAGAAGUGUUUUGAAAAGUAACUACAAAAUAGCUACUCUUGUGUUUAUCAUACACUACUGUUAAGAUUCUCAAACUACCCUGGGUGGGAUCCAGACUCAACCUCAGUAACUGAAUGAAUGGAGGGAUGAUUUUGGUGAUUACUCCCUCUGCCCCCUCUAACCCCUCCCCAAAAAACACCCUGCUCUGGAGCUGACACUGGGGAGGGUGGGAUUACUGAAUAUAGAGUCUCCCUCUUCUCCUCCUCCUCCUCCUCAUAAAUGCUUGUUCUCUAGAGCUCCCACAAAACCUCUGUUGAUCUUGACAUUGCCAGUUAUUUUAGGAAAGUCGAAGAAGUAAAAAAGCUGUUCCUAGUUCAAUAAAGCAUGCAAUAAUCACAACUAGACUAAAAAUCAUUGGUGCUGAAGCGUAACAGUGGCUGAAUGCUGUAACAGCUUUAACCUGACCUGAUCCUGGCUGUAAUCCUAAAUCCUGCAAUCCCCUUUGCCGUGGUUCAUUAUCUCUGAUGUCUACAUUUUUAAAUGCUCUGUUCAAGAGGUAUUAAUCUUCAUUUGAAUUCCUUUAGUACUGAAGGUCACUUACAGAAGGUCACUUAUUUUAAUUUAUUGGUGAAAAUCAUAACCAUUAAAUUUGGACUGACAUGCGAUUGUUUAAUCUAAAAUCUUUACCAGGAGGCUCUCUUUAUAUACAGUUUAUCAGUUUUUUAAACCUCAGAUCUUGCCUAAACCUGACAUCUUAAUUUAAAUUAUUCUCUGAAUCAGAGGUUUUCAACCUUUUGAGUCCACUGCUCCUUUCACCAACUACAUUCUUUCUGCAGCACCCUGAAGGCUCAGGAGCCCAGUUAUGUCACCCCUUGCUUGCAGAGCUGCCAGGCUGUCACCCUUUUUCAAACACCCUCCCUUGUGGAGUGUUCCCUCAGCCUUCUCUCCUCCCCCCUCUCCUCAGAAGUCCUGUGGCCAGCUACUGUUGCCGUCCACUGCUCUACAUCAUUAACAAACACAACUUCCAUCUCUUUUUCUGUUUAGUUUGCUGUGACAUCUGAGUUUCAAAACUAUAGAUUACCCUUUGCUUUGUUCUCCAAACCAUCAGCGGAAACCAUAGUUCUGAAAUAAAUUUCCACUUUGGUAGAGAGGGCAAGCGAUACUCAUGGUUUGGUGUUUAGCUGCCACAACAAACUAGGGGUAGCCUUAAACAGGCAGUCAUGGGGAAAGAGGGAGUGUGUGAGCUCACAACUUGUUUCCCAGUCCUUCAAACCAUUGUACUGUUGUAUCGAGUGUUGAUAAAUUAGGAUUUUAAAGGGAAUGCCUGGCUUCUGGAGUGGGGAGGAAUAAUUUAGUAUGAGCUUUUGACAAAAAGAAGCUCUUGUAAGACUGAGAACAGACGUUGAAAUUAAGACUAGGAGUUGAUCAUAACUGUCUGGCCAAAAUGUGCAUUUUAAGAAUUGUAGCAAGUUCAGAAAAGGGAUGUCAUUAAUUUCUCUCCUCUUGGGAAAAAUUAUCUGGCCGGCUCAGAACUAUCCCCAGCUACCUUGCCAUCUCUCCCUCCCUCCAGAGAGAGCUUUUCCCCAAACAAACCCCAUUUCCAGGUGAGGCGGUGAAGCAGGCAGAAUCCAGACCCACCACUUCUUACCCCACAUCCAAAGACAGAUGCCCCAUUUUCUUUCAUUUUGUUUCCAACCCCAUGAGCCAAGAUCUUGCUUUUUCAGUCACCAAAUCCUCAACCUCUCCAAAAGCUUUGUUUUGUUGAGAUGGAAAUCUCCCUCUAAAGUGCUGGCUGAAAACUUCUGUUCUGCCAGGCCUAUGCAGACAAUGAAGAGGUAUCUCCCACAAUGGGUUACUGAUCUUUGUUUUUAACUUUGCUGUUUUUAACUUUUUAGCAUUUUAUGCUUUUAUUGUAUAGUUUUAUUUUAUUUUUACUGUUGUGAACUGAUUUGAUACAGUUUGGUAUAUAUUUUAAUAAAUAAAUAAAGUAUUAAUUUAUGCUGCUAGAUUUCGGAAAAAAAACAAAGUGCUUUAGAGACACAGAGAGCAAUAGAGACAAAUGGCAAAGUUCAGAUGGGACGGGCUGAGGAAAUUGGCAAAAGUUGCUUAACCCUCUUCACCGGUGAGAUUCCUUCAUUAGCUCAAAAAGUCUUCUGUGGAUGAAAGGAAUGUCUCCAUGAAAGGCAUUAUAUAAUAGCCAUUCUGUGAAGUCUAUAACUGAAUUCUGUUGAAUGUCCAAAAGCAGUAAGGACUGUUGCUUUACGUUUUCAGAAAUUGGAAUUUCUAGAUUGCAUGUCUGGACUGAGGGUAGUGUUGUUUUUUCCUAUUAACCCAUAAACUAGAGCUAUUAUUAUCAGCAGACAAGUAUGCUGUUUACAUGAUGUACAAACUAAAAUUUAUUUUGAAGGUGAAAUGCAUAUAAACCCACUAAGUUUGUAAGUUCUUCCUUGAUUCAAGAAUACUUAAAUGUUGGGCAAAACUAUCAUCUUACAUCCUUCCUUUGUUUUGUUUUUGGCAAUAGCUUACCUUCCUUUCUCUCUGCCAAGUUUCAAUUCCAAGAAGUGACAAAGUGUAAUUUUACUGUAGCGCUUCUUGUGGGAGCAGAGGGAGAGUGAUUCAUGUUGAUUGAGAUAAUGUGUCAAUACAAUAUCCACUAAGAUGGACACUGUCAUUUUACUAUGGCAACUCAUCCAUCAAUUCUAGGAAACCAAGAGUCCAGUCUAAUACCUAAUCCACUGCUUCUACUUCCUUGGCUGUAAUUUGAGCAGGUGGAGCAUUUCUUCCUAAUUUCAUUGAAACAGUAAAAUAGUAAAAAUGAAAAUUUCACAUAUAUUAUGACCUGUUUUUCAAAGCUGCCUGUUUCCAUGCAUCAUGUUUUCCACAUUCCUUUCCACAUUCUUCUCUGUUGGUUCAUUGAUCUCUCUCAUACGUUCAACUUAAUACUCCCCUCUAGUGUGUGUGUGUGUGAGAGAGAGAGAGAGUAGGAACAAUAUAAUUAUGCAAUUCUCUUUUAAGCAAUCAUAGGAAAAUAGUGAGUUCGCUUCUGAAUGGUUCCUCGGGGUCAGUGUUUUUUAAAAGAGAAAAGAUUGCUCCUGUUGCAGACGCUCCACUACAUACAGGUCCUAAUUUGCUUGAAAGUGUGGAGGUAUAACUUGCCUCUGGAACAAAAUGUGAUGAGGUAACAUGAAACUUUUUCUUUUGAGGCAGAAGACCGUAGGUGUCUUACUUGACUUGUACAGCUUCAUUCCUACCCCAUGGGUUGUUGGUAACAGCACAUUCCAGCAAAGCAACAUGGUUUGGUAGACCACAUAGCCUCCAAAUCAAUGAAAAGUAUGUUUGAUAUUUCUCUAUAUGCUUAGCAUUGCUUUUCACUAAAGGGUUGGCCAAGCGGGUCAUUGUGUUCAUUAGCCAUCCUGCCUAAACUUCUUUUGUCUGUUAUUUUUGUAUUGCACAUAGGUUAGACUGCUGUGUAGUUUUCAAAUUAAAAUAUUUGUGUUGCCUAACUUUUCUCUCCGUGUGCUUGCUCAGUAAAAGGACCACAUUCUCUUUCUCUCCACUUUUUAAGAAGUGUCAUGGCAAUCAAACAUCUCUUGGACUACAGUGGCCUAGUGAUGUGUAGGCCUCAGCAUUCAUUGUUUCUGAUAAUAGGGCAAAAUAGCUCAGAGGAACUUUAAGUUUUUGUGUUGAAAGUAAAUACUUUUUACUUUGACCAAAUACUUUUAAAUGGUCAAACAUUUUAAGGGCCUAUGAUUUAAACUCUGAUGUCUCCAUUCCUGAGAUCUACUGCUGUGAUAGAUCUGUGCAUUACAGCCAAGUCUUAAGUUGAUUCCUCUCCAUGACUAUAAAUAGUUAGUGAGUCAUAGACAACUGCUCCCCAGGUUAAGUGUCCGUCAGCUGUAGACCUCUCUUUCUGUCCUCUGGUUUUCAGUGAUCUUAAUACUAACCUUUCAGUAUCAGGUUAGAAAAUCUUCACUGCUUGAAGUCUCCUUUUUCAUCCUCCCUCAAAAGUUUGACCAGAUUCCUCUGUCGUUAAGAAGAAAAAUAAAAACAUGACAUUAGCUGUGCACUUUUCUGAGUUUGCUAUAUUACCAGUCUGGAGAGUUGAACAUUAUUAUGCUUCUUAUUUUCAGAAGACCUUGUUAUAACCUGAUACAUGCAUUGCACCUAAAGAACCCCAUUUGACGUCUGUAACUUCCUUUUCCAUUCCAUCUUAAUACUGUGACCAGAUGCAGAUUCUAGGGCUUCAUAUCAACUAAAUUUUUCCCCCCUCACCUUCUCCCCCCCCCCCCACUUCCCUCAAUUGCUCUGUUUACCAUUCCAUCCAGAAGUGUGGAGCCUCAGGCCUGGGGACCAAAUGGAGACUGCCAGCCUCUCUUGUCUGGUUCUUUACCUUCACUGUACUGUGUCUUUGAACUGUAGUAAUGUAUUUUGCUUGCCUGGAUAGAGAGGUGUAGUGUAGGAACUGCUGAGUUUAUGUUACUGAACUAUAGCUUGCCAUAGAAAGAUAGAAGUCACAUCUGUUGCUGCAGCCACUGCUGGUAUGGGGCCCAUGCAGGGUUGCCCAUGAGGCAGUGAGGUUCGCUGGCUGAAAUGAAUUCACAAUCCCUAAUCUAACAUGAUAAAGAGUUCCGGAGAACACAAAAGCUUGCACCCUGUCUUGUGAUAUUUUGGUUGGCUUUAUAAAAAUAUUUCCCUAAUGUGGAUUUUUGGGAAAAAAGCUGCACAGUGUUUGAACAUAGUCACUGGUCUACACUCUAGCUAAGCAAUGUACAGCUGUAUGGUAGGCACACCUGCAUUUGCUCAGUUUGGGGUGAUGCAUGAAUUGUGUCCACCUAGAGAAAGCAGAUCUGGCCAUAAUGACACAUGAUACAGCAUAAUCCUAACCAUGUCUACUCAGAAGUCAGUUCUGUUAAAUCCAUUGGGGCUUACUCCUAGUAUAUUAUAAACUGUAUAGAUUUGAUAGUGUCUGUACUUUUCUCUCUCAGUACUUACUUACUUGGUUAUUCCCGAAUAACCGAGUUGUGCUAUGGUGUUUGUAGAAAUAGGUGUGUUUUAUCCUUGAGUGACUUUUAAUGUUCUUGGUGCCAUCCUUUGCAGUUUCUCUGUGAGUGAAAAAACCCCAAACCCAAAUCCUUGUAAAUUAAACAGAGUAAAAGAGGGUAUGAACACUUCUACUCUGUUGUGACAAUGUGAUAAGCAGGUGCUUGGGAUUAAUACUAGAUUUGAUUUGGGGUUUUUUGAGUUUUUACUCCAGAUGUUACUGUGUGUUUAAUUGGUUUUGGCUAUUCCAUUAUUGGUAUGUUGUAUUUUUUAUACAGUCAAACCUUGGUUCCCGAACAGCUUAGUUGCCGAACAAGUCGGCUCCUAAAUGCCACAAACCCGGAAGUACCGUAUUUUUUGCUCUAUAAGACGCACCAGACCACAAGACGCAACUAGUUUUUGGAGGAGGAAAACAAGAAAAAAAAUAUUCUGAAUCUCAGAAGCCAGAACAGCAAGAGGGAUUGCUGUUCUGGCUUCUGGGAUAGCUGUGCAGCCUGCAUUCGCUCCAUAAGACGCACACACAUUUCCCCUUACUUUUUAGGAGGGAAAAAGUGAGUCUUAUAGAGCAAAAAAUACAGUAAGUGUUCUGGUUUGCGAAUGUUUUUUGGAAGCUGAAUGUCCGAAGCGGCUUCCGCUUGAAUGCAGGAAGCUCCUGCAGCCAAUCGGAAGCUGCGCCAACAGUUUCAGGAGUCAAACGGACACCCAGAACGAAUUAAGUUUGAGAACCAAGAUACCACUCUAAUUUGUUACUGUGUGUGUGUGUGUGUGUGUGAGAGAGAGAGAGAGAGAGAGAGAGAGAGAGAGAAUGAAUGACCAAUGAAAAGGGUUAAAGGACCCUCUGGAAUACUGUGGGAGGUAGCAUGGAGGAGGAAUUGCAGGAGUAAGGGGUGCUAGGUGAAAAUCACCACCCUUCCUCCAGUGAGAGCCUCUGCUUGAGACCCUUCCACCAAUCAGAGGAGCUCUGAUAUUUUCAGGAAGGGUAUAUUUGGAUCCAAAUCACUGACUAGGCUCUCACUUUGACCAGUUACUGUGCUAAAAGCCUCAAAGAUGACUUAAGGGUGGCGCAUGCUCAUGGUAGCUUUGUAUACCCAGGUUCAGCACAUAAUUAGGCUUUGGGAACUGUACUGUGAAAAAGCAGUGUUUUUCUUCUGAUCCACCUCCAUGUUCUUUGCAAUUAGCAGCUAUGUUGGCUGCCAGCCACAUAGAAAUGUUGAGGAUGUGUGCAGAUUUAAUAAAAUAGCAUAGCUUGUUGUGCAAUUUCAAGUUGCUUGUACACCUUUAAGUGUAAGAGCAGAGCUAUAGGAUUUGGAGGCCCAGGUGGUAUUGCCUUCGCACCUUAGAGGUAAUUGGGAGGAUCUAUGGUAGAUAAAGUGAUUCCAGCUGUGAAUUAGGUUGUGAAUUCUGUAUGCGAAGACUUGUUAGCUGAUGGAAAAAUGUAUCACCACCAAAGUGUCAGUUCUUUGGAUAGGUAUCUUUUUGGGGUGGGAAGACGGGAGAGUGACAUCAUCAAAAUGGUGACGAAAAAUGUGCUUAUAGUUUAUUUACAGAAUUGUUUAUUUAAUUCACUUGCUUGAGGUGUUUCAAGCUUGCACUCUUUUUCAAAGGCAGCACUGUUAGUUGGUUCUAAAGGCCCAGAUUUCCAUUCCCCAAGUGAUUCCCCAAAUAGCAAGGAGCUCAGAAGUAAUCUGAAUCUUUAGAACCACAAGCAUUGUACACCAGAAGUGGUUUAGUCAUGCUGGCCACAUAACCCAGAAAGCUGUCUGUGGACAAAUGCUGGCUCCUUUGGCAUGAAAGGGAGAUGAACGCCACAACCCCAUAGUUGCCCUUGGCUGGGCUUAACCGUCUAGAGGUCCUUUACCUUUACCUUUUUACCCCUGGAAAAAGAGCAUAUCCGAGGAUUCAGUUAAAUCAAAUGAUUACCUAAAUAGAAUUCUUUUCAGGAGCCAAGAGCUCGUGUCUUUUUCUUUUUUUGUUACAAGACUACCGUGAACUCUGCAUUCUGCUCUGACUCAACUGAAAGGCUACUUACAAAUGUUCAGUAAAGGUUAUUGAACAUUUAUUUUUCUAGAAAAAGAGGUGCUGGAACUCACCAUGAACACCUCCCUUAUUCUCUUAUAAUGACAAUGGCACUUACCUGAGAGGUGUUGCUGAAAACAGCUCUGGAAAUGUCAUAAUACAAUAACAUCUAUCUAAGGCAUUCUCAUAGUGCACACAUUGAAAUAAAUGGGCUUGUUACUGCAAUCCAUUGAUCUUAGUGAGUGUACUUUGAGUAUUACCUGGUUGGCUAGUACUUAUAGUGUUUCAGGGUGUUUUUUCCAUAUAUAGCAUGUAAAUCUUGAGAUGUAUUUAGACUUGGACCUGUUCUGUUCUUACAUAUUUUAUAUGUAAAUUGAUUUAAUAUUUUAUUAGGAAUUUUAUUCUUAGCUGCUGAUGCUUUUCCUGGGAAUAAAUUCAGUAUAUCAGGAAUUAUUAUUUAUUAUGUUUCUGUCCCACUUUUCCUCCCAAAGGAGCCCAUGGUGACAAACAUCAAAAUGUUAAAAUAAUGCAGUUUUAAAUAAAAAAUAAAAAUGUUAAAAAUAUUUAAAAAUAAUCAUUUAGAGCAUCUAAAAACAUUUAAAUAAUAAUGUACCUCACAGUUAUUAAUUUCAGGGUUACAAUAUCCUGUAACUUUCAGGCAUCAAAUGCUUAAUUAAAUAGGAUGUUUUUGAAUAGUCACUAAUGAGGGAUACAACUUAGCAGGAAGGAGAUUCCACAGACAAUCACUUCCGAGAAGGCCUUGUUGCAGGUCUGUGCCAAGAAGGCAGCAACCAGAGGUGGCACCACUACCUAUUAAUGACUUAGAAUGAAAUUUCUGGUGUAUGUGGUUUUAUAAAAUAAAAACAGGAAACAAAAAUAGGUAUAUAAAAGAUUAUUACUUAACUUCACAAAGAGUCUAUAAAGGUGCAUUUUUAACUUUGUUCCCCCCUUUUUUUUUCAGGGAAAUGAGGCAAGCUACCCACUGGAAAUGUGCUCACAUUGUAAGUUCAAAGCUACGUUAACACUUUUUUCUACUAAGCUAUGAUUUUGAAGGCUCUAUAUAAUGUAAUUGUAACAUCUUUAUAACUUAUUUCAUAAUUUUAUAAAUUAUGUCUUAGUGCAGUUUUUAGUUAUUGCAUCCUUGUAAUGUAUGCUUCUUCAAGUGAAUACUUGGGGUUGAAUCCAACAACGUUUGUGCACAAGCAGAAUGGAAUUCCACUUGCACAGUAUGAUGUCCUCACACUUCACAAUCAAUUUCAAAGGGUAGGGGAUUGAACAGAUCUUGGUGGUGUGUUGGGAGCGGGGCUGUGUCUGUGUCUGUGUCUGUGUGUGAGGGGAGAGGGAGAUGAAAUCCCGUUGUGUAAGUGGAAGUACGCUUGCACAACAUUGAAUUGCACCCUUAAGUAUUUAUGGUAGAGUCUAAACCAGCAAUUAAAAACCCAUGCUAAUGUGCAGAAUGUGCAUCUAUUCCGGUACAUCAUCUGUCAUGCUAGCUGUUCAGAAACCUCCUAUAUAGCCUGAGACCUGUGAAUGUAUCUGCCCUCCACAUAGAAUCAUCUUGCCAGACAGGGCUUCCACCUUACACGGAGACACACUGCUCAUGUUGACACUGUAUGUUUCAACACACACACAACAGUAUUAGUAGGGCUAUUCAGGCCCCCCCCCCCCCCGCAUUUCAAUAUGAAUUUGGUAAUCCGGAUUGGCCCGGAUGCGAUCCAGACUUGAUUCCAGAAUUGAGAUGGUGAUCAGGAAAAACUAAUAUUUGCAAAUCUAAACAAAAAAGAGAGACAAGACAAUAAACUAACCACUGGUAAUAGAAUGAGGGCCUGGUAGUAUAGGAAAGAAUUACACGCACCAAGAGAACAGCUGUGCUUUCAAAAAUAGGGCCAAAAUACCCCAUGCACAGCACAAACUGGUUACACAGCCCCGGUUUUUAGGCUAAGACACCCUUCUGGGUUUCUUGAAUAUGACAUGAUUCUAUGACAUAAGAAUGUAACUAAAGAACAGAACAGUUUUAUUGGGUACCCUUUCAGUCUUUAGCCAACAGGCCCAGCUCCUUUGAGUUCUCUCCCACUUCCCAAUUUAUCAAAGAUCCAUUUUUAAAUUGUAAACCUUUAAAACAAGGUUACAUCUUGCCUUCUGUCAUUUAUAAUCACAAAGUUGCACUAUCUAGGUUUCAAGCAUCUGCACUGGUUUCUUGUAGUCUUUUGGCCUUGAUUCAUGAAGUUCUACAUACUGAGGGGGAUCACUUUAUUUUCCUGUAUCCUGACACAAUCAUUGAAAUCGAGCAGUUUCGAAGCGAAAUGGUGUGCAGGAAUGCAUCUUUCACAGUAAUUCCUACAAUAUUCCUAUAGGCAUGGCUCACCUUAUUUUCACAAAUGGUGGUCUGCAUAAAAUCACCAGUGAAUUCAUUAUUAUGUUUUGAUUUGAAACAAGAAUUAAUAAGUUCUAUCUUCAUCAUAGUACUUACUCCUGCACAUGAAUUUCAUAAAUUUUGAACAGCAUAAAUAUACAAAGAGGUAGGCGGUUUCCUAGCUCCAAAUUAUACUUCAACUUUAGACACCUAAAGCUUGGUGUCUUCUGAAGGCAGUAUGAGGUUUUUUUUUAUUACAGCAGAAUUGACUGACUGCAGUUGACAGCCCUUUUAAUUAUUUGCAUAAUACAUUUAAUCUUUUUAAAAAUGUUAUGUAACUCUUAUGGGAAAAUUACAGAAUAAAGUUCUGCUAGAAUUAGUACUCUGUCCAUAUUCAGACAGAGCAAUCUUAACCCUUAUCUAGGGAAUGAUUGGAACAGCUGAGCCACACCACCAUCCCAUUCAAAAUUCUGGGUUAAAAAUGGGGGGAUGUUUUGAGGAGUGGUGCCAAGGUGCAGUGGUGCCAAGGGACCCAGAUCAGACCCUUUUUGAGGGUGAAUCAUCUCCCCCAUCACUAGUGAGCCUGGGCUUCAUUUUACCCCCCAGAAACAAACACCAGAGGGUUAGAAUUGCUCUCUCAAACUACCUUCUUCAAUAUGAGAAUUCCUUGUUUUCUCACAGACACAUUUGAAUUCUGUUCAAAGGAGAAGUAAAACUGUAAAUACAAAGCAUUUUCUGCAGCCAUCUUUAUUAAUAAACUGCUAUAUGGCAGGUUUGGGUUUGUUUCCCUGUUAGAUGCAUGGCAAGUAAAGCUAAACUGUUUUACUCUGCCUUUCAUUGUGACUGCAACUUUUCAGGUGUUGAUUUCUUGUAACAGUUGUAGUUUAAACAAACUUUUAAAAAUCGAUUGUGUUCCACCUUUUGAUGGAAAUUUUUUAGCCAGACUUAGAAGUUUUUCAGUACUCAUGCAGAAAUGAGGUCCUGGAAUGAGACCAUGCCCAUCCCAUCAAUCAAGAAAACAGAUUUGAUUUUCUUCUCUCCUGCAGAAAAGACAGCUGUGGUGAAUUCAGUUCAAUGCAAUCUAAGCUAGUAUCUGAAUAGCACCUUUUGUAUUUCUACCUAAUCACAAGGAAUUGAAAUUGAUACAAGAUUUAAAUGAUUGAAUUUCUUUUUGAAUGAUUAUUAGCUGACUCCUUUUUGAAGAUCCUUGAUGAUGUUAUAUACAGUUUAACAGAGCGAGUCUAUGAUAAAGCAGGAUGGAUGUUUAUAUAGUUGAGCAGCCAUGUGACUAGAAUUAGCUAGUAUUAUCACUCCUUUGAACAUUUGAGUCAGCAUACUGUAGUUUAUAGUGAGCUGUAAGGUUAAAUGUGUCAUGGCAUGCCCUGUGAAAAAAGGUGAGCAAUUUGAAUUGGAAAUGUUUAAAGCUAACCCUUUUGUAUAGAAGUAUGCAGAGUUACUAUAUACUUUUAAAGAAAUACCACUGCAUUACAGUAAGUCAUUGCUUCAUAUAAAAUAGUACAGUGAACUGUUUCUAACAAUAUACUUUUUUCUCUUUCCUUCCACCCCAGUUGAUGCAGAUGAGAUUAAACGAUUGGGAAAGAGGUUUAAAAAGCUUGAUUUAGAUAAUUCUGGUUCUCUGAGUGUGGAAGAGUUCAUGUCUUUGCCUGAGUUACAACAGAAUCCACUGGUACAACGAGUAAUAGAUAUAUUCGAUACAGAUGGGAAUGGAGAGGUAGACUUCAAAGGUAAGAAGCCAUUCUCUCUGGAUAUAUUAAAUUUAAUAUGUGAAAGCAGUGUGUUCACACUUGGACUCUAGUUAGAACAUUCUGCUGAAACUUGGCUUUUUGGUUUUUUCCAGCUCAAUCCUAUACAUGUCUGCUUUUUCAGUCCCAUUUAGUUCAGUGAGACUUACUCUCAGGUAAAUGUGUGUAGGAUUGCAGGCAUUGUUUGAAUUAGUACAUCCCAUAGAAUAUGCGUGAUAAUUUGGUUCUUUGCUUGGGAAAUGGUUCAUGAAGUAAGGAGGAGGAAAUGGAAUAUUCACCGUUUUGGGGUACUAUUUUGUGAAAUUUAUGUUACUGCUCAGUUGUGUUUGGUGAAGGACCUCUAAUUUUCCAAGUGCAUAGAAAGUUGUCUUUCCUAUAGCAUUAUAGGGAACGUACCAAUUUAAAUAAUGGUAUUAUGUAAGAUCAUUUCCCUUAAGAUCUGACUUGUGACUAAGGCUGCAGUUUUAUCACAUACUUAUGAGUAGUCCCUUGAACCCAGAGGGGUUUGCUUCUGAGUAGGCAUGCAUACGAUUGUGAAUGCUGAUAACUUGUGAGGCUGUUAACUGCCAGAAUAUAUUUAAAAACAUAUUUUGGCUUUUACUUACUUAGGCUUGUUAGAAGAAAGUCAUAAUCCAGCAAAGGUUCAGCAAUUUUUUUCCUGUUUCAAUGGGAGGUAUUUUAAACAUAUUCUUAAUUUUCCCAUUAAUUCAAUAUUACUUAAAGGAGCUUUACAGAGUCAUAAUUUGGGUGAUAUAUUACAUGACAGAAACUUAGCUCACAUAUUUGGCUAUAGUAAUCUUCACUGGUUAUUGCUUGUCACUACAGGGUUUGACACACAAAAUUUAGAAUGUGAACAUUGAAGCUCUUAUUUUAAAUUCUAAAAUUGGUCAAUAUCUGACCUUAACUAGGAUGUGAAUUUCAAAAACAUAAAUAGCUGCUCCACCAAAAUAAUACAUUUUUUCUGCAAACAGUGGCUGGAUCUCGUGCAUGUAUACAGAUAGUGGCUUAGGUCUGUGAGUUGAUAAUAUGCAAUUCAUAAUCUCAUUGUAGUAAUCAUCAUUUUAUGCCCUUGUUUCCUUUGUCAAAUCUUACCUCUAAUUUUUCUGUUUGCAGCAUAGGUCCCAAGGGGGCAGGGUCUAGGAAUGAGCAGCUUUCCUUCAUACUAGUACUGGCUUAAGUUAUUACCCAGAGUACCUGGGUAAUGUGGAAAUCUGGGGCCUUAAUAGGAUUAUCCUUUCACCCAUAUGCACAUCUGAACAGUAUUAUCCAUACAUUCUCCCCCCCCCCCUUAAACAAGGGAAGAGAAAUAAUAACCUGGAGUAUAUUUUAUUUUAAGCAUUUAUAUUCCACUUAUUUGCACUACCAAGACACUUUGGCCUCCUGAGAUAGGGUUGCAUCUAACAGCACCUUCAAGCAAUGAACUUGAUCAUUCAGGAGGAAUGCAACACUAUCCAGAACAGAGCACACAACCAUUCCCAAAUGAGACAAACAGUUCAAAUAAAACUAUGGAAGCAAUACAAAGCAAGGAGUUCAGGAAGUUUUCUCCCUUCAGUUUUAAAGGGAAAGCAUGCUAGGUAUGGUAAACAAUAGCCUCACAUUUGAAGAUGGGUCUGUCUGUCCUAAUACUCUACAACUAGAUAUUCCAGUGAGCACAACCCAGCUAUACUGAUUUGCUCUGCCUGAAGGUAUUCUUCCACCCAAUAAAGUAUCAAAGAUGUGCAUAACUAUGGAAGCCCUUUAGUUGUUAUGUUCUUAUAUUGCAGGACACUUACAUUUGUAUAUUUUAAGUCACCACCUACUUUUAAUUCAGCCUUGACAUACUUUCAAGCUUUUGGAUAAGGUUAGGAUUUGCAAUUAAAGUGUCAUUUGUGUGCAGCAUUUUAAUGAAAAGCCACAAUAUUACAAAUUAGAAGGAUGACUUCAGCACUUAAAAACUACAUUAUUUAUGUUUAAUAGUUACGAGGCCUGCUGCUCACAUGCAGUUUUUCUACAUAUUUUUACUGAAUUUGACUGGUGCCAAACUAUAGUGACUAUAAAUAUAUGCUUGUCUGCCUCCCUUGUUAAAAUGUAGAAUAUUUUUUACCUUGGAGGGAGUAGGUGGGGGACUUAGAAGUCAUAGCAUCGGAAAUGCAGUCAACUUUGGUUGUUUUCAUUCUUUAUUGCCACCUCUUUUAGUUGUCAUAAUAUCAAGCCUCUAACUGUGAGUUGGAAACUAUGGGUGCUUUUAGUUGGGGGCGUUACCUCAAAAACUUCUUAUUCAGAUUCAAUUUUUGAGUGUACAAUGGUCACACAAUUAUCCACACACUCUCAUUCUUUCAGUCAUGAUGUUCCUUGCUUUUACACCACCUGCCGUCCCCAUGAGUGGGCAGAGCUUGAUGAAACCAUAUGUAGACUGCUUUUCUCUCAUUUCCUUCAGUCAUUCCCCUGCCCUUUGCUAACAUUUUUUGUUCUGGUCAUGCAUGCAGAUAUUUCUAUCCCUGUGCACAGAUACCUUAAAAAGAAAUCCAAGAAGUGCAAAAGAGCACAAUUGUGAACAUUAUAAGUGUUAGCAUGUUCCACAAUGGGCAAAAUGAAAGCAGGGGUGUGUGUGGAGGGGGCGGGGUAAUGAUUUCCAUUUGGUUUUUCUUCAUAAAUUGAUACUGAGGUCUUGUCCAAGACUAUUAAUUUACCUAACUAAGGCUUUUAGAGGGACAUGGGUGGCACUGUGGUCUAAACCACUGAGCCUUGGGCUUGCCGAUCAAAAAGUCGGCGGUUCGAAUCCCCGUGAUGGGGUGAGCUCCGGUUGCUCGGUCCCUGCUCCUGCUCACCUAGCAGUUCGAAAGCAAACCAAAAAGUGCAAGUAGAUUAAUAGGUACCGCUCCGGCGGGAAGGUAAAUGGCAUUUCCGUGCGCUGCUGUGGUGUCGGUGUUCCAUUGCGCCAGAAGCAGCUUAGUCAUGCUGGCCACAUGACCCGGGAAAAACUGUCUGUGGAGCGGAGAAACGCCAGCUCCCUCGGCCUGUAAAGCGAGAUGAACGCCGCAACCCCAGAGUCGUUCGUGACUGGACUUAACUGUCAGGGGUCUCUUUAUCCUUUACCUUUUUAAGGCUUUAAGAAGAGUGAUUAAGAGGUCUUUCACAACACCCCACUAUAUUGUUUUGAAAACUAGAAAUGAGAUUAGUCUCUGAGGAGUAAUCCCCUACAUGCUUUGUAGAGCUCAUGAGAGAACAGUUGCUCUGAAAUUUGCCUUCUGAAGGUGGUAGUUGGUGGAAGUAGUUAGGCGCAUCAGAAGAGAAUGGCUAGGUUAUGCUCACGUGAGGAGCAAACAGAAGUAAGGGUAUGGUGAUAGGGGGCCACUGACCAAAACAUUACCAAGCAUGUGGUGAAAUAGGGCACCAACCUGAAAGGAGCUAUCACACUAGCAGUGACUGUGUAUAUAUUCUCUGCAGAAUGGAUAAAUGGAAAUCAAUCCAAGAAAAACUAUUGACUGGCAUUUUAAAUUACUUUGUGUGGACACUGCAAAAAGUCUAUGGUAGCAUCAAUUCCACCUGGAAGCACUCUACAUAUCUUAAAUGAAAGCUGAGAUUUUUAUGAGUAUUGUGAAGCCCAUAGGAUGUUGUAGCACACAAAAACAUUGACCAACCUAGGCAGACCACAUUCAGGAUUGACUUACUUCGAGAGAAUGCUAGACAUGCAUUACUGAAGUCCAGAGGGGGUAAUUGUAUGUUAUGUAAUAUGUAAAAUAUUUUAUAAAUGUUCUUCUUGCCUUUAUAGAAUUUAUAGAAGGAGUCUCUCAGUUCAGUGUCAAAGGUGACAAGGAACAGAAGUUGAGGUGUAAGUAUCAGAUAUUUCCUUAGCUGGCAAAUAAAGUUUGCAAUUGGGCAGUUGGGGGGGGGGGUGGAGAAGAAAAUCAUCAUUGAGAUGUCUGUUCUGUAAUAAAACAGUAAGUACUUUGAAAUAACUUGAAUAUCAUUUGAAAAUCCUUAAUUAUGUGAAGAAUGGAAAAUUAACAUACUAAAUCUUUUGUACAGUUCAAGGUGAAAUACACAGGCUUUGUGUUAGGAGUUGCUUUUUUUUGUAAUUGAAAGUACCUUAGUGGGUGUUUUAGAUUUGUAGGUGCAUCACUAAAGCUUUUCUGGCCCUGUUUGUUUUUUACACAAUGAAAUACUGUGCCUGCAAAUAUUGUGUCAUUUGCCAAUAAUAAAGCAUAGAAUGAUUUCUCCACCCCGCAGCCACCCAUAUAGAUAUACACCCCACUAGAGAAUUCAGACUUAAAGCUGUCCUAGCAUAGAAGGCUUUAUCAGUUUCUCCUUCCCUCUGAAAAGCUGCUUCAUAGGGUUGGGGAACCCUCUGGAACAGUGUGGGAGGUGGUAUUGGGGCCUUUGAAAGCACGUCAAAGUACAAGUAGAUAAAUAGGUACCGCUCCGGCGGGAAGGUAAACGGCGUUUUCGUGCGCUGCUCUGGUUCGCCAGAAGCGGAUUAGUCAUGCUGGCCACAUGACCCGGAAGCUGUACGCAGACUCCCUUGGCCAGUAAAGCAAGCUUAGCGCGGCAACCCCAGAGUCAUCUGCGACUGGACUUAAUGGUCAGGGGUACCUUUACCUUUAACAGGUAAAAAUUGUUUUCCCAGACCCUGCCUGGGAGCAAACGGGACAACUCUAGAUCAGCAGGGGUCAGCAAACUUUUUCAGCAGGGGGCCGGUCCACUGCCCCUCAGACCUUGUGGGGGGCCGGACUAUAUAUUUUGGGGGGGGGGGAAUGAACCAAUUCCUAUGCCCCACAAAUAACCUAGAGAUGCAUUUUAAAUAAAAGGACACAUUCAACUCAGGUAAAAACACGCUGAUUCCCGGAUCUCCCGCAGGCCGGAUUUAGAAGGCGAUUGGGCCGGAUCUGGGCCUUAGGUUGCCUACCCAUGCAACCCAUCCAUCUCAACAUGUUUAGUUAGAACUAAAACCCACUAAUAUAAGUGAAACAUAUUUCCAGCUAAUUGGGUUUAGGGUUUCAACCAAUGUAACCAAUGUAACCAACUCUGAAAGGGAGUACGCCAAUCACUUUGUAGCCAGACAAUUACGGUGACAUUAUACAGUGUUUAGGAUUGAAAUGGCACAGCUGAUCUAAUAGAAGCUAUUUUUUCAUAUAUCUCUGAUACCCGAUAUGGCUGUAAAAAGACAAGAUGUCUAGAUGAAGUGUGUAACACCGAUCUGCAGUAAAAUGUUCCUGUCAAGUCUCUUCUUCACUCUUCCAAAGAAAAUAUAAAUUUUAAAAUAUAAAUUUUAAAAAAUACCUGAAAGAAAGUUGAUCUUCUGUCUUUGGAACUUCACUAAGUGGUGAAAGUAAGAGCCUUGGCUUCAAUUAGGAAACUGAAUGAAUGGUAUAAAUAAAUGCUAUAAAUAAAUACUCAUUGACUUAGCUGCUAAGAUAAAGAAUGAUUUAUGAACAUUCAACUGCUCAGAAGUUAUUAAACAAUCAGAAUAAGUCUGUUGUGUUAAUAGAAAACAGUGCAGAAAAGGAGAAAGGGUAUCACCAGCGUGUGAGAGAAAGAAAACAUUGAAUGGGCCACAGAAGUCAUAUUUGCUACUGAGCUUUUCUUAUCUUGCAGUUGCUUUCCGUAUCUAUGACAUGGACAAAGAUGGCUAUAUCUCCAACGGGGAGCUCUUCCAGGUUCUGAAGAUGAUGGUUGGGAACAAUCUCAAAGAUACCCAGUUGCAGCAAAUUGUAGACAAAACCAUAAUAAAUGCAGAUAAAGAUGGUGAUGGAAGAAUAUCCUUUGAGGAAUUCUGUGCUGUAAGUUCAUUUUUAGUAAAGUAUGUUCAUAUACACAUUUUUCAUUUUCAACUUUGCCCUUGCAGAUGAUGUCGUUAUUUCCUAGAAAAUAACCCAUUUAACUUAUUCCAUUGUUUUCUUCGACAUUCGUCUUAAAUUCUUUACAGGAUAACGUAUUAAUUUUGCUUUAAGCCCUUCCCAUUUUAAGACUCCUUGUUGACUCAACUGUCCUCUGGCAGUUCUUUUCAUUCACAUCAUAUGGGCAUUCUGGAGACUUGACAUAAAUAGCCUCCUGCUACUGCUUGCUUCAUUUAUCAUAGAUUAAAGCUUCCCCACAUUCAAAUGUUUUAGGUCUUCAGAUGUGAGAAAAUUUAGGGUUAAGUUUAGGGAGUGGGGUUUGUUUAGUUUAGUUUAAUGUGUAUAGUUUUGAGUUUAGCUUGUGUAUUGCAUUGUUUAUAUAUUGUAUUUUUUUUUGUUUUUUCUUUCCUUCUUUGCCUUUUUUUCUUUUUUUUUUCUUUUUUCUCUUUUUGUAAUCUAUAAAAGUAAUAAAUAUUAUUUUAAAAAAAAGAAAAAUUAGGUUGGCUACAAGAAUCUGUUGCAAAACUAAAUUGUAAUUUCAUUCUGUGCUAAUUAUACCCACUUGGUAAUUUAGGGGUGGGCAGGCCACUUAGACUGCCCACCUGUCAAUUGCCUGAUGUCAUUAUGACACGAGGCGAGCAAUUUUUCCUCUGCAGCGUGCAGAUCAUACUACAAAAGGAAAUACAAGCCAAUCGCUGCUUGAAGUUGCUGUUCAACAGCUUGAUAGGCUGUGACUCCAAGCCAGUUUCCUGUACCAUGUUCCCAUGGAGAACUCAGUUGUACAGCCUGUCCGGUGGGCUUGAAGUCUCAACCUGUCAGCUGAUAGGCAGUGGCUUUAAAGCCCACUGGAGCCCCUCUUGCCCCACUAUUCACACAGUCCGCAGCCUGUGGGGAACUCUGUAGCCUAGCUGUCCCCAGGCUUUCUCUCACUGCCGAUCAGCAAGCCUCCAUUAUCAAUUUACAACUGAGAACACACUUUUAAGGCUCCCAGUUGUAUCCUGGCAACAAUAUCUCUACCUGCCCCACACUUGAUUCUGUGCUAAUUAUACCCACUUGGAUUAAUAUGUUGGCAGGUGGUCUUUUUUUUUUAAUUGGUAUCGUUGGCCAAAUUGGCACCCAUAUAGGGCCCAAUUAGGCCCACGAGCCAGACCUUUAAUGCCAUAACUGUCUUGCAUACUGUUUUUGACUCAUUGCUUAGGGUUGUGGCCAAGGAAGCCAUUGCUUCGAUGGAAAGAUUUCUGCUCAUGCACAGAACUUUGCCUCCCUUUCCUUCUGCCCACAUAAUCCCUGAAGGGUUGGGGGGAAACCCCAGAGCAGAUUUGGGGGUGUGCACACUGGAGGCAUGUGGGAGGAAGAGGGAGGUAUCUUUGCGUGAACAGAAGUUGUUCCACAACUACAACCCUGAAUUUAUGGAAACUGACCUUUCUUGAGGUGAGAGUCUAUUUCUGUGAAGAGCAGAUCAGAAUCAGUUGAUUUUAAUUACCAGCCGAUACUCUACUCUCUUGUGAAUUCUCAUAUAAUAUUCUUAUAUCAACAUUUCAGGUUGUAGGAGGCCUAGAUAUCCACAAAAAGAUGGUGGUAGAUGUGUGACUCUUUAGGACACCACCCAACACUUUUGCUUUCUUCUCCAUCUCUGAAGAUCUGCUCAAGACGUCCAGCAACGCUCUCUGUGUAUUUAAAUGGAAGUAUUUUUCUCUGUGAAGCCACAUUUUCCAACAUGAGCCUCAUGAAGCCAACUAAGUGUUAUUGAACUUUUAUUCUCUCAAUAACUCAAGUGUAGCACUUUAAAGUCUGAAGGACAGCAAGAUGGAAAGAGCAUAUCAGUGUGGUGGAGAAAGGGAAGGGGGUUGGCUUUUUAAUUUAUUUUUCUCAUCUUUUAUAACAAGAAAAUAUCUAUCUAUAUAUAUGUGUGUAUUUAUAUAUAGAUAUAUAUGUAGCUUUCUAUAUGUAGUAGUUAAGUGGGCUUUAAUUUAAUAUACUUGAUUCAGAAACAAAAAUAGAGUACAAAGUGCCAAGCAGAACAUUAACAGUUCAAUAUAUGGAUAUACAUCUUUACUUUUAUGUCACACAGUUUUAUAUAUAUAUAGUAGAAGAAUGUAAAGUUUUAAAUGGUUGUUAGGUCAACUCUUUCCUUUUUCCUGUGACUAUUUCAAAUAUUUAUAUAUUGACUGGCAGAGAAAGCAUUGUUUCCUGUUAAUUUCCCUAAUUACAUUUUUGUAAGACAGGAAACUGAAGUUUGUUUAUAUACCUGUUGAUAUAUUACCAGGGACUGCAUCUUUGCUCGAUAGCUCUCAGUACAAUUCUACUUAUUAGGAUGAGAAAAUGUAAUUUAAUGUUAAUGCCAAGAACUAGUCCUUGUGUGCAAAUAGGAUUUAAAAGAUGCUUAUGGCCAUUUCAUCCCUUCACUUACUAAAUGGAUGCAGUUGCACAUAAUAUACCCUUAGUAAGCAUCAGCUGUGAUCCAUUAAGUCUAGAUAGAACAGUUGAAAGUAUUUGCAUUUGUUUCUCAGCACUUAGCUUAAUUAAGAAUUUAGGAUUAACAAGACAAUUGUAUAGAGUUCCCAUUGCACAGUGAGACUAUAAAACCUUUCUUGCCAUUAAGUUAUGUCCCAACCAUAUAGAUUCUUUUAUGCAUUUAAUGUAGUAGUUCCAAGUUGCAUAAAUAAACUGGUAAUAUUUUAUAUAUGUGUAUAUAGGAUUAUUACGGAUAUUACGGGGGAAACAUUAACCAAUGCCAUAGGGAAGGAGGAAAGCUUCACUUUAUCUAAAUUUAUACCUCUUGUUCUUCUCCAGCAUUUGGAGAGGGUUUUUUUUUUUUUCUAGAUUUGUCCAUAUCAUGACUUGUAAUGGAUAGUAACUUUAUAUGUGUGAUAUAAAAGUAGCGAGCCAUGUUCUACAACUUUAUAUCAUCCCUUUCCUUUUCUGCAAUGGUACUAUUGGCUAGAAGAAAAACAUUCAUUAGACUUUUUAGGAUAGCGCACCCUUUCCUGUGUAGCAGUUUUUCCUAUUUAAAAGGUUUUAUAAUUGGCAAUGGAAAGGGCAGGCUGUAUGGACUUAAAAUCAGCUGCCUGCCUACCUGCCUGCCAUAGCUGUUCCUUCAACUGAGUGCUGCACAUCAUGGGCUCUGUCUGUGAAGAGAGAAAUCGAGGUGCUUGGUGUCCUUGCAUGACAUGAAGUUUUGCAUGUAGAUCGAUUUGAAACGUUCCUCUUGUUUACAUGAUUUGCAUAAUUUAAAACGAUAAUGUUGCCAAACUUUGGUAAAUGUUAAAAACAGAGAAUCUCCACUACAUGUAACUUUCUUCCUCUGGAUCAGUCCGUGGCUUAGAAUCCCAGCCAGUGGUGGUAUCUGUUCCAGUGUCAACUGCCAUGUGCUCUGCUUCAAGGGGGAACUAGUCUUUUGUGAAUUUUUUGUACAUAAGUAUUUGUUACAAACAUUUUAGCAAAUGCUUUCUAUUUCUUAAUUGCUUGUGCAUAUCCUGGCUGGCGUUAUAGAAAAAUAGUGCUAACAUUACUUUCUUAUUUUGGGGGGGGGGGGGAUGAGCCUUUUUUUUUUUUUAGUUUGUGUGUGGAAAAUGCGUUAUGUUGAAUGUUUAGAUUUUCCUCUGCAUGCUUCAUCAUACACAGUUGGAACUAUAGGAACCUUCAUACUGUAUGAAUAAAAAAUAAAAUAUUUGAACUUUACCAUAGAAU
Podarcis lilfordi (Lilford's wall lizard) is the source of this 39672-nucleotide messenger RNA. Lineage: Eukaryota; Metazoa; Chordata; Lepidosauria; Squamata; Lacertidae. The record is from the annotation of a GenBank genome assembly.